AGAGGGAGUUCAGUGACUACCUCCCCACCGAGCCAGCUCCGCCGGGCAGGGCCAGGAGGGAGUGGGACAGAAUCUGGGAGUGCAGCUGGGAGGAGUCCUGGCUGGGCUGAGCGCGGGGAGCUGCUUGGCAGUGCCAGAGCCCAGGCCCCAGAGCCCCGCAGGAGAGGAAGUGGACCGAGAAGGCAGGCCCUGUGAGGCAGUGAGAUGGCGGACUCCUACACGGAGCUAGAGAAGGCGGUGGUCGUCCUGGUGGAAAACUUCUACAAAUAUGUCUCCAAGCACAGCCUGGUCAAGAACAAGAUCAGCAAGAGCAGCUUCCGGAAGAUGCUUCGGAAAGAGCUCAACCAUAUGCUGACGGACACGGGGAACCGGAAAGCUGCUGACAAGCUCAUCCAGGACCUGGACGCCAACCACGACGGACGCAUCAGCUUUGACGAGUACUGGACCUUGAUAGGCGGCAUCACUAGUCCUAUCGCCAACCUUAUUCGCCAGCAGGAGCAGCAGAACAGCAGCUAGAGGCCCUCCCACCCUCCCUUCCCCCCAUGCCCGUCCUAGGCUCCCUCCUCUGCCCACCCAGGCAGGCCCCUUCCUCCCCUCUCCCUCUAGACCCUCUUCGGACCAUAGCUGAACAGGGUAUGGGGAAACGUCAGGGCCCCUUCGUGAGUGUCUCAGCUGGGGGUGCCUCCCUGUGGGUCUCAGUCCCUGGAGCCAGCGGACCCUGGGGCCCCUCUGUGACAAUGCUGUAUGGGGACCCAAGAGUCUCCCUACCUGUUCAGUCCAUCUACCCUUCUGACUUCCUCUGUUCCUGCCUGAUUCCGGGCCUCUCCUGACCUCAGAGGUCAGCUUGCUGCUUCAGGUCUCCGGGGUUCCUGGCAGCACCAGCAAGGACUUCUCUCUCCCUCUCCCCUCAGCCCCUCUGCUGGGUACAGGAGACUUCCAGGGAUUGUCCGCCAGCUGCCUCUGCGUCUGGGAACAGGGUCGAGCCCCCUCCCUCCUCUGCAGCCGCUGAAAUGGGAAAAAGGCUGGAUCUAGAGUUUUCCUCCCCCUUACCCAGUCCUUCUGUCAUGUUUAUUAAAGCCUUUCCAGCCUUGGAACCUC
This is a messenger RNA of Capra hircus (goat), 1098 nucleotides long. RefSeq names its product S100 calcium binding protein A16 (gene S100A16). The coding region runs from base 205 to 516 and encodes 103 amino acids. Gene Ontology annotation, cellular component: perinuclear region of cytoplasm; nucleus. NCBI's taxonomy places the organism in Eukaryota, Metazoa, Chordata, Mammalia, Artiodactyla, Bovidae. The record is from RefSeq and is a predicted model, not a curated record. Gene Ontology annotation, molecular function: calcium ion binding. The transcript is spliced from 3 exons.